Molecule: messenger RNA, 917 nt
Organism: Aspergillus calidoustus
Lineage: Eukaryota; Fungi; Ascomycota; Eurotiomycetes; Eurotiales; Aspergillaceae
Source: the annotation of a GenBank genome assembly
UGCGCACUGCCAACAACAUCAAUCCUAGAUAAAGGCACACUGGAGCUCCUCUAAUCACGUGACUCCUUUGUAUUCACCUCCUGUCCAGUCAACCCAAACCUAUCUUGGUCUCUCACCCCCAGGAUUGGAGCAAUCUUGAAAGAAAUUGCAAAUCAAAUAUCACACGCAUUCUCUCUACGCCGAGAAUACCUCAUUUUCCCUCUUCAUUUUCUUAACCAUGGCUUCUCGCUCUAGGAAGAGAAUCUCUGAUGAUUUCAUUGACGAGGAUGAACCUCCUCGUACGAAAAAAGCCAAGAAUAAUGCUGCAUCCCGAUCAGGUGGCCUGAGCAGAAGAGAAGAUGCGAAUGGAGAAAGCUAUUGGGAAAUAUCGAAAAUGCGCCGUGUGACUAUAUCCACUUUCCGCGGUAAAACCAUGGUCAAUAUCAGGGAGUACUACGAAAAGGACGGUCAAGAGCUUCCUGGAAAAAAAGGCAUCUCACUGCCUACCGAUCAGUUUUCGGCAUUGGUGGCUUUACUACCUGAUAUCGAGACUGCCCUUCAGGAGAAGGGAGUGUCGAUUUCGCGCCCUAAUUAUGCUGGACAGCGGGCUACUUUCGGUGCUGAUGAAGAAGAGGAGGAUUCCACUGACGAGCUUUCAGCACCUGGCCCUACCCGCAAGAACAUUGAGGCCACGAGUGAUGAGGAUGAAGAGGAGGAAUAGCUUUAAAAUAACGGGCGUUAAUGGUCUUCCCUAUGACUUCUUGUUGUGGAUUGAUUUCGGGAUAUGUCCCCACAACUUUCUCUCAUACAAUCUUAUGUAUCAGGCAGGCGUUUCGUUAUUGUUCACGCAGAUUACCAUAUCUAUCAAUAUAAUCAGCCUUCCAAGAAUAAAUCGAUUGUCACUCAGGUAAAUCAAGCUGGGGCAUGGGAUGGGUGGA